Messenger RNA from Tricharina praecox, 474 nucleotides. RefSeq lists its product as uncharacterized. NCBI's taxonomy places the organism in Eukaryota, Fungi, Ascomycota, Pezizomycetes, Pezizales, Pyronemataceae. The record is from RefSeq and is a predicted model, not a curated record. The coding region runs from base 90 to 317 and encodes 75 amino acids. The transcript is spliced from 2 exons.
AAGAUUCUCCGAGUCAAACUUCUGACCUAGCAGUGGCAGAGGCAGACCCCGUAUUUCCCCUAGCAGGGCCGGAGAAAGUAGGAGGAAGAAUGGCGGCAGCGGAAAGAGCGUCGAGGGCGGAAGAAACGAGAGCUUCAUUUAGUCUUCUUCUUUUUCGCUGUCUGUCUUUCUCUCUUUCCUUCUGUCUGCCUGCCGGGUUGUGCGGGGCUUGCGCCGGGAGAGUUGAGCGGCGAUAUUUGAACGGGAGGUUGAGUGCGGAGGUUUUACCCCCGGGAGGGGCUCGGCGGAGAGCACUGCUGUUCUCCGAGCAGCACUGAUGGUUCCAGAGCGGCACUGAUGGAUCUGGAGCAGUACAGGCAGUGCGGUGAUAACAGUACUGCUGUUUGCCGAUCAGUAUCCGAAGCAGUACAGAUGAUGCGGCGAUGUGGCGAGAGCAGUACCGCUGUCUACCAAGCAAAACUGCUUUUUUCCGAG